UGUUCCAUAUGGCACGGGAAGCCAACACGUCCCCGAAACAAGCGAAGGGAAAGGCGAUAGAUCCACACAGCUUAAUCCUCCCCUUUCCCCUUCUCAAAUCAAAUUAAGCAAUUAAUGGCCAAUCCGACGACGUCUCACUUGCCGGCACCGACGAAUUACGCGCCGCUGGCGAAGCCGGUGGCCGUGGUAAGCCCCCAGUUCAUGGCCCCCUAUCCCGUGGAUCUGAGAGUUACGAAGAAGGUGAUGACCCUGGCGGAAGGUACUUUCACCGUUACGGACGUUAACGGCACCGUGAUGUUCAUGGUGAAAGGGUCCGUGUUCAGCCUUCACGACCGCCGUAUUCUUCUUGACGCCGCGGGUAAUCCCAUCAUCUCUUUCCAACAAAAGCUGUUUUCGGCGCAUAGAAAAUGGUACGCAUUCAGAGGAGAUAGCACCGAUUCCAAAGAUCUGUUGUUCACGGUGAAGAAAUCGUCGGUCUUACAACUGAGGACUCAGCUGGAUGUGAUAUUGGCCUCCAACACCUCGGAGAGCAGCUGUGAUUUUAAGAUCAAAGGAAGCUGGCUGGAGAGAUCCUGCACCAUUUCCCUUGGCGACGGCUCCACCAUCAUCGCCCAGAUGCACAGGCAGCACAAUUUGCAGAGCGUGCUGUUCGAUAAAGACACGUUCGGAGUGACGGUGUAUCCCAACGUGGACUAUGCGUUCAUAGUUGCGCUGGUGGUGAUUCUGUUCGAGAUCAACGAGGACAGGAGCGGCAACGAUUAGAGCCUCCUCAAAAAAUAAAAAAUUGUUUCCCACUGCUUAUUUCCCGUAUUACUGUUAUUAAGGAAUAAUAUAUAUGAUCGGAAUAUAUAAAAUUUAUCCA
Messenger RNA from Cucurbita pepo subsp. pepo (vegetable marrow), 862 nucleotides. RefSeq names its product protein LURP-one-related 15. Lineage: Eukaryota; Viridiplantae; Streptophyta; Magnoliopsida; Cucurbitales; Cucurbitaceae. The record is from RefSeq and is a predicted model, not a curated record.